Messenger RNA from Pan troglodytes (chimpanzee), 939 nucleotides. Its product is annotated as olfactory receptor 6C2. Bases 1 to 939 code for a protein of 312 amino acids. Gene Ontology annotation, molecular function: G protein-coupled receptor activity; olfactory receptor activity. NCBI's taxonomy places the organism in Eukaryota, Metazoa, Chordata, Mammalia, Primates, Hominidae. The transcript has a single exon. Gene Ontology annotation, cellular component: membrane. Gene Ontology annotation, biological process: G protein-coupled receptor signaling pathway. The record is from RefSeq and is a predicted model, not a curated record.
AUGAAGAAUCGAACAGCAAUAACAACCUUCAUCUUGCUGGGACUGACAGAUGACACUCAGCUACAAAUUCUGCUUUUUGUCUUUCUAUUUCUUUCUUACAUGUUGAGUUUAUCUGGAAACCUAACCAUCAUCACCCUCACACUGAUUGAUUCUCACCUUAAAACACCUAUGUAUCUUUUUCUCCAAAAUUUCUCCUUCCUAGAAAUUUCAUUCACAACUGCUUGUGUUCCCAGAUUCUUGUAUAGCAUAUCCUCUGGGGACAAGUCCAUUACCUAUGAUGCUUGUGCCAGCCAACUGUUGUUUACAGACCUCUUUGCUGUAACAGAGUUUUUUCUCCUGGCUACCAUGUCCUAUGACCGCUAUGUGGCCAUCUGUAAACCACUGCAUUACAUGACCAUCAUGAACAGGAGAAACUGCAAGAACGUCAUCCUUUUCUGUUGGAUAGCAGCACUGAUCAUCAUUCUCCCACCAGUUAGUUUGGGUUUGGGCCUCGAAUUCUGUGACUCAAAUAUUAUUGAUCAUUUUUGCUGUGAUGCAUCUCCUAUUCUAAAGAUCUCUUGUUCAGACACAUGGUUGAUAGAGCAGAUGGUGAUAGUGUGUGCCGUGUUGACAUUCAUCAUCACCCUCAUGUGUGUAGUUCUUUCUUACAUUUAUAUCAUCAAAACUAUUCUGAGAAUACCCUCUUCCCAGCAAAGGAAAAAGGCCUUUUCCACUUGUUCUUCCCACAUGAUUGUUGUUUCCAUUACUUACGGUAGUUGCAUCUUCAUUUAUGUCAAGCCUUCAGCAAAGGAUGAGGUGGCUAUUAAUAAAGGGAUUUCACUCCUUAUUACUUCUGUUUCACCAAUGUUGAAUCCCUUUAUUUAUACACUAAGAAACAAGCAAGUGAAGCAAGCUUUCAAUGACUCAAUCAAAAAAAUAGCAUUUCUCUCAAAGAUGUAA